Aspergillus campestris IBT 28561 is the source of this 950-nucleotide messenger RNA. Its product is annotated as putative GPI anchored protein. The transcript has 2 exons. Bases 84 to 830 code for a protein of 248 amino acids. The record is from RefSeq and is a predicted model, not a curated record. NCBI's taxonomy places the organism in Eukaryota, Fungi, Ascomycota, Eurotiomycetes, Eurotiales, Aspergillaceae.
CUCUUUUAUCCCCCCAACUAUCAAUCUCUCAACCAUAAUCCUCACAACCACAAUCUCACAAUACUUACCGUCAAUCAACCACCAUGAAGCUCCCCCUCCUAGCCCUACCCUUCCUAACCUCCCUCGUCUCCGCCCACUUCAGCCUCAACUACCCACCCCCCCGCGGCGAAAACAAAGACGACAUGCACACCUUCCCCUGCGGUGGUCUCGCGCAGUCGUCCAAACGCGCCCCGAUCGCCAUCUCCUCCGACGGCAAGGCCACGUUCCCUGUCGCGGUGACAAUGGGCCACGCGCACACGGCGCUUGAGAUUCUCCUCGCGCUGGGUGCCAAUCCAUCUGAUAACUUCAACAUCACGCUGCACCCGACCUUUGGCGUUAUGGGCCUCGGGUCGUUUUGUAUCCCUGAUGUGGUGGUCGAUGAGGCGCUCUUGGGGACGAAGGUGGUAGAUGGGAUGAAUGCUACGCUGCAGGUGCAGUCGAAUGGGGAUCCUGCGGGGGGGUUGUAUACUUGCUCCGACAUCCAAUUCUCCUCAACAUUCACCAUCAGCAAAUCCACCCCCUGCCAAAACAACACCGGUAUCUCAGCCGUGCCCUUCACCGGCGCCAGUGCCGAGCGCAACGCCAACGAGUCUACCUCAAGCGGUGAUCCCCAAGGUGGUACCGACGACAGCCAUAACGGGAACCAUAGCGAUAACCAUGACAGUAGUGGUGGCUCAUCGACGCAUGGAAGCUCGCCUACUUCUACUUCUGCGGCUGGGGGUGUGGCGAUGGAGACGGCUGCGUGGGGUAUGCUGGGUGCGAUGGUUGUGGGUGGUAUUGUUGUGCUUUAGGGUUGACUGGCGAGUAGUUUUGUUUUGUGUUAUGUGUGUUUGCUUGACUCGUGCCCUUGAUUUGGGGAGAUACGCGUAAGUCUGGUCAGAGGUAUUCUAUCCAAAAUCCCAUAACAAAAG